Anopheles coluzzii is the source of this 1883-nucleotide messenger RNA. RefSeq names its product monocyte to macrophage differentiation factor. The transcript is spliced from 4 exons. The record is from RefSeq and is a predicted model, not a curated record. Lineage: Eukaryota; Metazoa; Arthropoda; Insecta; Diptera; Culicidae. The coding region runs from base 190 to 1299 and encodes 369 amino acids. Gene Ontology annotation, molecular function: pore-forming activity. Gene Ontology annotation, cellular component: membrane.
ACACACACACACCUCUGCACGUUCCAUUCAUUCGCUCGUUGGUUGUUGACUUCUUCUCGUGGCGCACGCUUCGCUCCUGUUCUGUGUUUCUGCAAGCAGUACGUGUUUCAAGAACUCGCCGCUCUGUGCGAACCCAGGAACCGGACCUAACUGCCGCAGAACAAGCGCGCGCCACGUAUAACAUCAAAGAUGCAGGAUGGUCUCAUUUCCCGCGCCGGGGCAGCUAUCUGUAACGACACCUAUCCUGCCAAGGGAUCAGCCAACUACAACGUUCCACCAGUGGACGGAGGAGCGGGUCAAUACUCUCCCUCGAAAGCAUGUGUCCAUCAACAUCACCCGACCCGACAGCAGCAGCCGCCCUCUCCGCAGCACACGCCGUGUGGAGACUUUAAGCUCUGCGGGUACGACGGUACUACGAUGAGCUGUGGUCCGCUAGGUGAUGAGUGUUUACCAAGCAGCACCGGUGGAAGUCCACUGACCGGCCGUACCGGAAAGGCGGACCUGUUUGGUGUGCUGGAGUUUUGGCUACAGCUACGCUACGACCUAUCGACGCUACCGUGGGAACAAUUGCAAACGAUCCAGCUCAAGAACCCCCGUGCCGCACCGGGCUGUGCGUACAUUCCGACAAAGGUGGAACACAUUGCCAACAUAGUCACGCACGGUACCUGGGUACUGCCGUCGAUGUAUGCCGCCCUCUACCUUUACGGGCGCAGCCACACGCCCGCCCAAACGCUUGCGGCCAUCAUCUAUGGGGCGGCCCUUUCGAUGCUGUUCUUUGUCUCGACCUGCUUCCACUGCGUCUGCUACUGUAACCACAAUCGGCCGCUGAAGGAUGCGCUGCAUCGAUGCGAUCGUGCGAUGAUCUACAUCUUCAUCGCCGGCUCGUACUAUCCGUGGCUCAGCCUGGGACAUACGACCCACCCGCAGAUAGUGUCCGUGGUAAAGUGGAGCGUUUGGGUGAUGGCCGUGCUCGGCAUUGUUUAUCAACAGAUGUACCACGAACGGUACAAGUGCCUGGAGACGUUCUUCUACGUGGUGAUCGGACUCGGCCCAUCGGUCGUGAUUGUGCUGUGGGGCCACGAGUUUACCGGUAUGGCCGAGCUAAAGUUUGGCGGCGUGCUGUACAUUAUCGGUAUCGUGUUCUUUAAGUCGGAUGGGCUAUUCCCUUUCGCGCACGCGAUCUGGCAUCUGUUUGUGGUGUUUGCCGCAUCCGUGCACUACUUUGCCAUCAUGACCUACCUGUUUCCGGACACGAGCAGCAUCGUUUCAUCCGCGGUGGAAGGUGCAGCGGCCGGUUAAACUGGCAAAAGGCGAUGUGGGUGGCUGGCUUUAUUCUUGUUCCCCUUUUCCUUCGUUUAUCUCACACUGUUUGUGUUCAAAGCCUUUUGAUUAGUUAGGUUUUAUUAAGUUUUGUACAGCGUAAUUGUAAGUAGACUUUCUUUUUGUGUGGGAGCGCGCUGGUGCGAUCCGCUACAGCUAAAAGAAGGUUAAACAGAGUGUAUACCAAGGCAAAGGAAGAGGACACACGUUUCCUAGAAACGAAAUGAUAUAUUUUUAACGCAACAUUUUGGUACCCAGUGUAGCCUGGGAACGUGUGGCUAGCGUGUGUAAUAGAGAAAGGAGUUUUGGAGGUGUUCAAGAGUGUGUAAGCUACUGGGUGUGUAGCUGUUGGAACCAUUUCCUCCCACCUUUUUUGGGUAAAAAUCAAACCUGCUCAAUUUACUUUUUCUAUCCUUACAAUUCAUAUUGUAUUGCAUAUUGUAUAAGCAUUUCUGUUUUUUGUUUCUGUCGCUUAUUUUGUACGCCUUUUUGGCUGGCAAUACUCAUGAAGCUGGUGAAAGAGGUUUUUGUUUUCGCUUAUACAAUUCUUUAAGUGCAACAAA